Molecule: messenger RNA, 2109 nt
Organism: Colletotrichum karsti
Lineage: Eukaryota; Fungi; Ascomycota; Sordariomycetes; Glomerellales; Glomerellaceae
Product: alternative nadh dehydrogenase
Exons: 2
Coding region: 1-2109 (702 amino acids)
Molecular function (GO): calcium ion binding; NADH dehydrogenase activity
Source: RefSeq, a predicted model, not a curated record
AUGCCUCCAACCACCUCGGCGCUGAUGCGCCUCUCCCGCGCAGCGCGGCAGACGAGCUCACCAGCCAGCAUCUGCAAGACUCUCCCGUCAUGUAGACAACAAAUCGCUCCCCUGGCGCAAAAUCGCGCCUUCGCUAAUAUCCCUCUCCGAUCACGAACCCGAACGCCCCUCGCGAAUGCCUUCUUCAACGCCCACGGUCUGCCAAAAGGCCACCUCAUCCGCUCUGCCUCAAGCGCAAUACCACCACCAAAACCAAAAUCCCGAUUGCUCUAUCUAGCCUACCGCGGCGCAACAUGGCUCGGCGGCAGCAUCAUCUUCGUCGGACUUGGCAUCGUGGGUUUCUUCAUCUACGACGCCUCAACUUACAAGGAACACCCGGAUAUCAACGAAAUUCACGUCUCAGAGCUCGCCCUCGAUCCCAGACGGGGCGGGCCAAAGAACCUCCCGAUUGCUGAAGUAUUGAUCGACGACCUGGACACCGAGGGCAUGAAGAGCACAAAGGACAAGCCGAAGCUGGUUAUUCUCGGCGGCGGCUGGGGCGGCGUCGCGCUACUGAAAGAGCUGAAUCCAGACGACUACCACGUCACCGUCAUCUCGCCCACGAACUACUUCCUGUUUACGCCCAUGCUGCCGUCUGCCACUGUUGGAACUCUGGAACUGCGAUCUCUUGUCGAGCCCGUCCGCCGGAUCCUCGCCCGCGUCAAUGGUCACUUCAUCCGCGCAAGAGCCGAGGACGUGGAGUUCUCGCACAAGCUCAUUGAAUGCUCCGACACGGACGCUGCUGGUAAUGAGAGGCACUUCUACGUUCCCUAUGACAAGUUGGUUAUCGCGGUCGGAUCUACUACGAACCCCCACGGCGUCAAGGGACUCGAGAACGCGCACUUCCUGAAAGACAUCAGCGAUGCUCGCAAGGUUCGGAACCAGGUCAUGCUCAACCUUGAACAAGCCUGCCUUCCCACGACCUCGGACAACGAACGCAAGCGCCUGCUCUCCUUCGUCGUCAGCGGAGGUGGUCCAACCGGUGUCGAGUUCGCAGCAGAGUUGUUCGACAUGCUCAACGAGGACUUGACGCAGCACUUCCCAAAGCUUCUUCGCAAUGAGAUUUCCGUCCACCUGAUUCAGAGCCGUAGCCACAUCCUCAACACCUACGACGAGACAGUUUCCAAGUAUGCCGAGGAUCACUUCGCCCGCGACCAGGUCGACGUCCUCACCAAUUCCCGCGUCAAGGAAGUCCUGCCAGACAAGAUCAUCUUCACACAGAAACAGCCCGACGGCACACUCGUCACCAAAGAACUGCCCAUGGGCUUUUGCCUCUGGUCCACCGGCGUCGCCCAGACCGACCUCUGCAAGGCCCUCUCCGCCAAGCUCGGCCCCUCUCAAACCAACCGUCACGCUCUCGAAACCGACACUCAUCUCCGCCUGAACGGCACGCCUCUUGGUGACGUCUACGCCAUCGGCGACUGCUCGACCGUCCAGAACAACGUCGCUGACCACAUCAUCACCUUCCUCCGCUCCCUCGCCUUCAGACGCGGCAAGGACCCCGAGACCCUCGAGCUCCACUUCAGCGACUGGCGAGAUGUCGCCAAUGACGUCCGCAAGCGAUUCCCCCAGGCCGUCGGACAUCUGAAGCGCCUCGACAAGCUGUUCGAGCAGUUCGACAAGGACCAGUCCGGCACCCUCGACUUCGGCGAGCUUAGAGAGCUCCUGAAGCAGAUCGAUUCGAAACUCACCUCCCUCCCCGCCACGGCGCAACGCGCCCACCAGCAGGGCCAGUACCUCGCUCACAAGUUCAACAAGAUGGCGCGCACCUCUGAUAGUCUCAAGGCGAACCAGGUCUUGGACGGCGACAUCGAUGCCAUGGUGUACAAGGCGUUCGAGUACCGCCACCUGGGAAGCCUGGCGUACAUUGGCAACUCGGCCGUCUUCGACUGGGGCCAGGGCUGGAACUUCGCCGGCGGUCUGUGGGCGGUAUACAUGUGGCGAUCUGUGUACUUUGCGCAGAGCGUCAGCCUGAGGACGCGGAUUCUUUUGGCGAUGGACUGGGCCAAGCGUGGUCUCUUCGGAAGAGCAUACCCUGGGGAGUACGAAGGGCAUAAAAGGCAUCCAUAG